UCAUCAAUUCUUAUCAGGGUUCCUUUUCGAAUAGCAGAAACUUAUAUUUACGUAACAAGUAUCCAUCUAUUAUUGCUGCUGUCACACAAUCAUAACGUGUGUCUCUGUGUUGGUUUUCGAAGCCUGGUUGUUGCGCUUGCCGCCAGCCUCGUCCCAAUUCUCGAAAGAAUCAGCCUCCUGAGUCACCGCCGAAGCCGGUAUGGAAGAUAUCACGGAUGAGAGGUAUACCAUGCCAGAGAGCUGGUUGUGUGCAGAGACGACUGAGUGCACGACGUGCGACUGUCUUUUAUAUCCUGAUAGCACAGAGCCUGUAGUGACCCAAGGUCGUGUGAAUGAUGACGAUUCAUUGGCAGCUUGGUUUGAAAAUAUUCCCGAAAUACAGUCCUCUGAUGAGAGAUCACAAGUUCCAGUAUCCGGGCUUCGACUGGUUCACUACCUAUCUCCGAUGUAAUGGCCAAGACCUGUGUAAUGUUCUGUUAUCUCCUAUAUGUUUCGUUGCUCAGCAGGAACUCACUCGACCGCCAAAAAAAAACAUUCGUAGGGUGCAGAUUUCCAUGCUGAGAAUAUGUUGUAGAAUCACUAAAUAUGAAAGAACAUCAAUCCAGAAAACACUAAACUGUACAAAGAAGGCCUUUCGGCUUCUUUGCUCCAGUAUCAAGGAGAUUUCUGACGUUCUUCCUGCCCAUCGACUAAAAAUGACUUUUCAUGGUCACAAGUAUUCAACGUCAAACGAUGGACAAGACGCUCAAAGAUACAUUGGGUUCGUGAUACAACUCCCAGCGUACGAUUAUCAUCUGGAAAACGUAUUCGUUGUUUGCUACGACACAAAGACACAUAUGACGCAAAUUCUUCUCUUUUCCAAACAACCACACUUUGGGGAAGAACUCCUGAGCCUGCUAGAAAAGCGUUUGGGAUGCUAUUCCAGCCCAAUCUGGACGGCAUUGGAUGUAAUAUCCUUCGCGACGAAGUUUCUCAGCAGAAGAUUAUCGGACCAGGCAUACAAUCUUGGAGAUAUUAACCAAAGAACCGGCCAUUUUAAGUAUCUAGACGAUGCGGCAGAGAGCGAAAUCAGGGAGUUCUAUGAGAUAGACUUUCUGUCUACAUCGCGAGCACUGAAUAUGAUCGGGCAAGAUGCUGCUAUACUAGAGGCACAUUUUACUUCAUUGCUAAAAGUAUUAGAGGAGUUGCGGAUGUUCAAGAAAUCGACAGACGAGUUCCAACAAAGCAGUACAUCGCACGAAAGUACGUUGGUUGAUGAGAGGUUACACCUGCUGUUGAGAUUUUGCGAGUCUAAUCUGAUUGAAACGAACACCUUAAUCAAGCAAUGCAAUGUCCUGCUACAAGUCUUCUACCAAUACAUGGCACAAAAAGACGCAAAAGUCAACAUCGAGCUCGCCCGAAGCUCAGCAGCCAUCGCCAAAGCCAGCAAAGAAGACAGCGCCAUCAUGAGAACGAUAGCCUUAGAAAGCAAGAAAGAUAGCACUGCCAUGAAGACGAUCUCAAUCCUCGGCAUGGUAUUCCUGCCAGGGACAUUCAUUGCUGCAGUCUUCGCAAUGCCAGUCUUCGACUGGGACGCAGAUGGUGCACCUGUCAUGAAACCAGCCUCCCGGUACUACUGGGCCAUCACCGUUCCUCUGACAGUCACCAUUCUUCUCACAUGGUGUUUGAUGAUUCUCUUGCCGUGGAAUAAAUGGAUUGAUGGGUUGAAGGGGAAAGGCGAGGGAGAGGUGGAAUCGGAGGAGAAAGGUGACGGCUCUGGAAUUUGAGUUUGACCUGUGCUUGUUUGGGGGCUUCUUCCUGGGUUGAGAGGUGAGGGUGAGAAGUGUUUGAGCGUGGCUUUGUGGCUCCACAGGUAUCAUUUCUUUUGACUGGGUUUCCCUUUCUGGUGAAGUAAUAUUUUAUCGUUGUGAGCUCAUAGAAUGGAAAUAUAC
Molecule: messenger RNA, 1931 nt
Organism: Mollisia scopiformis
Lineage: Eukaryota; Fungi; Ascomycota; Leotiomycetes; Helotiales; Mollisiaceae
Exons: 6
Coding region: 333-1766 (477 amino acids)
Source: RefSeq, a predicted model, not a curated record